This is a messenger RNA of Coregonus sp. 'balchen', 7156 nucleotides long. NCBI's taxonomy places the organism in Eukaryota, Metazoa, Chordata, Actinopteri, Salmoniformes, Salmonidae. The record is from the annotation of a GenBank genome assembly.
AUGGCCGCUCUUCUUCUGGUCUUCAGAGUGUCUCCAUCUGCCAGGCCCUCCCCUCCUCCCUGCCAGUCCCCACCCCUCCACAUGGGCCAGGGCAGCAGAGGUGAAGGCCAGCGCCAGGGGCAGCCACGACUGCAGCCUGUUAAUUCAGUAAUGAGUCACAACAUGAAAGACGUGGGCGGACGGAGUGGGGAAUGGACGUGGAGGGCGAGAUAAAGAUGGAGAAACUGUCAGGGCUGCACUCGGGAACGCUGGAGCGAGGAGACAUGGGAGCAGCAUGUGUUUGCGUGCCCAUUCCAGUCUUUUCUCGCUUUUCUCUCGGCUUCCCCCUCGUCUUUCCCCCUCUUUCUUUUCGGUUUCUUUUCUAAUUUAACUUUUCAUAGACAUUUCUAACCCUGUUUAGUGCUCUUGCCAAGUCCCCCGGCGGACGGAUGACAAAAGCCCUCUAAAAGCCAUGUGAUCUUCCAUUUUCCGACAGCCACACUUCUGAGGAUUAAGGCUAUUUAAUGACUAUAAUCUCCUUCUUUCUCAAAGUGAUUUCUCACAUUCUGUCGCAGUCAGAGGGAUUGCAUUAGCAUUAAUAGAUUUAUAAUUUGCCAGAAUGACCACAUGUGCCAGGAGUUUUUUUUCUCUUCUCUCACCAUUCUUUCUCCCUCCUCCUCCUCUACUUCUUAGUUAUCUUAUUUAUUUAUAUAUAUUUUUUAUGCUCAAGCAAGUGUUCCUUUGUAUGUGGUGUGCUGUGGUGCAGUACAUGGCUGGGGCUCAGCAGGACGGCGUACCUGUCAGUCGUGAGCAGCUCUCCCCUCUGCUCUCUCACCUCCGCUCGGCUCACAUCAGAGACCAGCCUGUCAGGGGCCACGCUUUCAUUGUGUAGCCAAAGAAUUCACCUCAGUUAAGGCCCUUUGGGCUUUUCUUCCCCUCACUUUCUUGGGGCCUCUCUCUCUCCUGUGUUGCCGGGGUUUAACUUGUGUCAGGAUUACUCUUAUUCUGACACGGACACAAAGACAUGAGAGGAGGACUGGGGGGAGUGGCUACAAUAGGGAGGGGCUUGUCCAGACACCCCAGCUGUGGAGACAGUGGUGUACAGGCCUGAACUGUAAUCUGAGAAACAGAGUUGUUCUCCCCUCCAUCACUCUCACACACACACAUAUAAAUACAUCACACACACAAUCUAUUCAAGCAAUUCCAGUUACUACACUUCUGGGCUCAAAAAUAAAAUGUGUGUUUAGAUGUAUGUACUGAACAAAGCAGUGUGCUCCUGGUAUGGGCUGUAGGAAAUAAAUAGACCAAUUUCAGUAAUUGUUAGUGUCUCCUGAACAAAUCCUCUUAUUACAUUUUCUAACAUCUUUGAUUCACUAUCUCUGUCCUUUCUCGUUCAUGCUCAUUUCUUAAUUUGUACUGAUCCUGUAAUAUUCCUCUCCUGAAAUGUGCUGCUGGAUGGCAUCUCUCUCCUGUUGCCUUGAUGCUCCAUGUGAUAUCUCUAUUUUAUAGUCUUUUACAGCGUAGGAUUCUUUCCUUGCUCCAAGCUAAAUUCAUAAUUCAUGUUUUUAUAAAAAAAAGUACCCACAAACCCCUGUGGAGUUUUAUUUGCUCUGCACACCACCUACAUUUUAGAGUGCAUCGAUUCAUCACAUGAAUUUAUUUUCAACCAAAUAUGCUCUGCACACCUUUGUAUAACACACAUACUGUAGGAGGGGUGGUGGGAGGGGAUACAAACUCACAGUUGCUUGCAGGGAUAAGUCUACACCAAGUGCUUUCAAGGUUAGGCUAUUCUCUCUCUUAGAUACAUGUUUUUGUCAAUAUUUAAAUAUUCUUUGCAGCAACAUUAUACUUUUUUUGUUUUGUUACAUAAUAACAUUGAGAAGACAGUCAUUUAUUUGAGAGUGCUCAUGCCAAAAUGAGAUGCAGUCUCAUGGUAUCCAGCUACAGACUAGUUUACAAAAAAUAGUGUUUUAUAAGAUGUAGUAUGUGGGGAAAGGGGGAGGCUGUUUACUUAUUGUAAACAUGUGGUUAUGUGUGAUGAGGAAUACCAGAGGCUUCUCUAUUCAUCCAUUUAGAGCAGAGCGUAAAACGCAGUCAAAUAAAGCAAACAAACCGGCUGAGCUGGAGAAUUCUGGGUUUGUCUGAGCCACCGUGGGAUCCAGGCUCACAGCAUUCCUGCUCAAUAAGUCAUGAGGAUUUCUCCUCUCCCAUCUCCUCCUCUCCUCUCUUCUACUCUACUCUACUUUCCUCUCCUCUCCUCUUUUCAGAGGGCUCUAGUUUAGAUGCUAAAUGGAUGACGGGUGGGCUGUCAGGCCUCCUCAGAAUGCACAAAGCAGGACAGAAUGAAUAUAUGCUCUGCUUUGUAUAUAUUUAUAUUAUGUAUGCAUUAAUAGACUUUCCCUUUUGUCUGCACUAAACUGGAGAAAAGCAUGCAUAAUCCCAUGUUUUAUUUCAUUCACUUUGUUAUAUAAGAAUACCCUCACUAUUUGAGCGUCUUCUAAUAGGUUUUUGGAAUGUCAAUCUGGUCCCUAUAAUGAAAAUAUGAUGAGGCAGAUGUAAUUCUAGAGGGGAGUGAGGGAUGUUUGCUAAGGGAUGAUGAAGAGAGAGAAAAUACACUUUGUCCUUAUUUCUUCAAUCCUGUGGGAAUACAUGUCUUUAAUUCUUAGCUUCUAUUUAGAUUUUAUUUCUUGUCCUCACUAACAUUUUAAUUCUGUCUGUGUUUUGCAUUGCAGAUGGUGAUGAUGACCCUGGGCUCUCCUGGGUAGCGUCCUCUCCCUCUAGCAAAGAUGUGGCAUCGCCGUCACAGAUGCUGGGGGAUGGCUGCUGCGAUCUGGGCAUGGGCACAGGGGAGGAAGAAGGGGGCGCGGGGCUGCCCUACCCCUGCCAGUUCUGCGACAAGUCCUUCAGCCGCCUCAGCUACCUGAAGCGCCACGAGCAGAUCCACAGCGACAAGCUGCCCUUCAAGUGCACCUUCUGCAGCCGCCUGUUCAAGCACAAGCGCAGCCGCGACCGCCACGUUAAGCUCCACACCGGAGACAAGAAGUACAGCUGCCAGGAGUGUGAGGCGGCUUUCUCCCGUAGCGACCAUCUCAAGAUCCACCUGAAGACCCACAGCUCCAGCAAGCCCUUUAAGUGCAGUGUUUGCAAGAGAGGCUUCUCCUCCACGUCCUCUCUGCAGAGCCACAUGCAGGCUCACAGGAAGAACAAGGAGCACCUUGCCCUGCGUGCUGAAAAGGAAGGGGGGAAGCGUGGCAGCAAUGCAGGCAGUGGAGGGGAGAUGGACCAGGACCCGUACAUGUGUGACUACUGUGAGGAGACCUUCAGCCAGACAGAUGAGCUGGAGAAGCACGUAGUGACCCGCCACCCCCAGCUGUCUGACCGCGUUGACCUGCAGUGCAUCCACUGCCCUGAGAUCUUCAGCGACGAGGGCCCGCUGCUCUCCCACAUCGAGAAGUCCCACGCCAACCGUAAACACAAGUGCCCUGUGUGCUCGGAGCAGUUCCCCUCUGUGGAGGACGUAUAUUGCCAUCUGGACAGCCACCGCCAGCCUGACUCCAGUAACCACAGUGCCAGCCCUGACCCAGUGCUGGGCAGCGUGGCAUCCAUGAGCAGCGCCACCCCAGACUCCAGUGCCUCUCUGGAGAGGGGUUCCACCCCUGACUCCACCCUGAAACCCACCCAGAGCCGCCGUAAGCUGGCCCCCAACUCUGACCAUGACGAUGGGGGUCACUGGAUGGCCAAGGUGACCUAUAGCUGCCCCUACUGCUCCAAGAGAGACUUCAACAGCCUGGCCGUUCUGGAGAUCCAUCUGAAGACCAUCCAUGCAGACAAGCCCCAGCAGAACCACACAUGCCAGCUGUGCCUGGACACCCUGCCCACGCUCUACAACCUCAACGAGCACGUCCGCAAAGCCCACCGAGGCAGCGGGGGCGCUGCAGCGGCCUUCCCCCUGCUCCAGUUCACCAACGUGUCGGCCUUCCACUGCAACUACUGCCCAGACAUGUUUGCAGACAUCAACACCCUGCAGGAGCACAUACGCAUGUCCCACUGUCUGCCUGGAGGAAUGGUUGCAGGCUCCACCACCCUGGAGGGCAACCAUGCUUUCUUCUGCAACCAGUGCUCCAUGGGCUUCCUCACAGAGUCCUCUCUCACAGAGCACAUCCAGCAGACACACUGCAGCGGAGGAGGUGUUCCCAAGAUGGAGUCCCCCGUCCUGCAGCCCUCCCAGUCCUUCAUGGAGGUCUACUCCUGUCCAUACUGCACCAACUCGCCCAUCUUUGGCUCCCUGCUCAAGCUGACCAAGCACAUCAAGGAGAACCACAAGAACAUCCCACUGGCCAAUAACAAGCGGCAAGCCAAGGUAGCAGACCUUAGCCCUGCCUCGUCUGAUGUGGAAAUCUCCUCCCCCAAACGCCAUAGGCUGGCUGGGGACUCUACCCUAGCAGGUUUCAAUGGAGACUACCCCUGCAACCAGUGUGACCUACACUUUAGCAGCUUCGAGGGAUUCCAGGCCCAUCUCAAGUCCCACCUGGAGAUGCUGCUGAGGAGGCAGUCCUGCCCGCAGUGCAACAAAGAGGACUUCGACUCCCAAGAGUCUCUGCUGCAGCACCUGACGGUCCACUACACCACCACGUCCACCCAGUACGUGUGUGAGAGCUGUGAUAAGCAGUUCUCCUCUGUAGACGACCUGCAGAAGCACCUGCUGGACAUGCACACCUUUGUGCUGUACCACUGUACACUGUGCCAGGAGGUGUUUGACUCCAAGGUGUCCAUCCAGGUCCACCUUGCUGUCAAGCACAGCAAUGAGAAGAAGAUGUUCCGCUGCACAGCCUGCGCCUGGGACUUCCGGAAGGAGAGUGACCUCCAGCUGCAUGUCAAGCACAGCCACCUGGGACACCCCACUGGCCCUGGGGUCGCCGGCAAGGCCCGUAAGUGCAUAUUCUGUGGGGAGACGUUCGGCACAGAGGUGGAACUGCAGUGCCACAUCACCACCCACAGUAAGAAGUUCAACUGCCGCUUCUGUGGCAAGGCCUUCCAUGCUAUUGUGCUGCUGGAGAGGCAUCUGAGGGAGAAGCACUGUGUCUUCGAUUGGGGCAACGGCACCGGGAACGGGGGCAGCCAGAACGGCACACCCAACGGGGUGACUCAGAGCUCCAAGCGUGGGGGAGGAGGCGAAAGAUCGACAGUGGCCACAGAGCAGGCUGACCUGCAGAGCAUGCUGCUGAAGAAUGCCAGCCAGGACAUAGCCAACAGCCACGAGGUCAGCGGAGGAGAGGAGGAGCUGGACAACUCAGAGCCCAUGUACGCCUGUGAUAUCUGUGGGGCAGCCUACACCAUGGAGAGUCUUCUGCAGAACCACCGGCUGAGGGACCACAACAUCCAGCCCGGGGACGACGACGCCGGCAGCCGCAAGAAGAAGGCAGACUUCAUCAAGGGCAACCACAAGUGCAACGUGUGCUCACGGACCUUCUUUUCCGAGAACGGCCUGAGGGAGCAUGCCCAGACCCACCGUGGCCCAGCCAAGCACUACAUGUGCCCCAUCUGUGGAGAGCGCUUCCCCUCCCUGCUCACGCUCACCGAACACAAGGUCACCCACAGCAAGAGCCUAGACACAGGCACCUGCCGCAUCUGUAAGAUGCCCCUGCAGAGCGAGGAGGACUUCAUAGAGCACUGCCAGAUGCACCCAGACUUGAGAAACUCUCUGACGGGCUUCCGCUGUGUGGUGUGCAUGCAGACGGUCACCUCCACCCUGGAGCUCAAGAUCCACGGCACCUUCCACAUGCAGAAGCUCUCUUCCGGUGGGGGCAGCGGGGGCGGGGGUGGCUCAGCCUCCUCCUCCCCCAAUGGCCAGCUGCAACAACACAAGCACUACAAGUGUGCCCUGUGCCUCAAGGAGUUCAAGAACAAGCAGGAGCUGUUGAAGCUGGAUGUUAACGGGCUGCCCUAUGGGCUGUGUGCUGGCUGUAUGAGCCGGGCUACCAAUGGCCAGUCUCCCAGCGGGGGCACCACGCCCCAGGAGGCCGGGGGAGAGAAGGUUGUGCCGGGGCUGCGAUGCCCCGAGUGUGCUGUGAAGUUUGAGACCCUGGAGGACCUGGAGAGCCACGUUCAGGUGGACCACCCCGAGAUGAGCCUGGAGACCAGUGGGGCCAAGAAGGUGACGGAUGCCUCGCCUGUCCCUAAAGUAAGAACACUUUCACCAUAUUCUCCACUAUGGCUCAGCAUACUGAUUUUAUAUUAAAAUCUACAUACAAUAUGUGAAAAUUCUAAGGUUAAGGUAAACAACUUAUGUUUAAUUUAGUAAUUGAUAAAUCAAUCACAUAGUGAGUACCCAACAUUGUCCUCUGCGGUAUAAAAGAAAUAUAACACAUUACCAAUCCAACAAAAAGUUAAAUGGCCCUGCAUUUAGAAACAUCUAGUGAAUUGAUUAAAACUUAAAAGCAAAUUCAUAUUAUUCAUUCUUUCCUAAUGCUUUUUGAGUGAUCUGAAAUGUUGUUCCUACUUUUUAAAAUCCCUAAUAUUUUAGCAGUAUUUUCUAGCAAUGUGUCUGUUCCCAGUGGGUAGUGUGUCAGUAAGAAGUCGUGCUCAGUUAGAUGUGUGAAUUCAUGGCUGCGUUUCAGUGGGCCCUAGUGGGACCUGCUGCUCAGCCCGGCUGAGGCAUUGUACGGCCUGUUCGCUCCACUAGAUAUUGACAGUGUGGUCCCAGGGACGCUCAAUCUUUACCUGUGCCUUUGUUUCAGCUCAAUGUAACAGCAAGGAGAAACCUCAGAAUCCCCCCCCCCCAGUACAUUCUGUUUGUAUCAGGAGAUCGCGUGUGUGUGUGUGUGUGUGUGUGUGUGUGCGCACACGCCGGCUGUGAAUGAAAAAGUAAUUUGAUAACCUCUCUGAAAUUCUUGUCUACCUGUCUGUUGCAUUGCAGAAGAAGACGUACCAGUGCAUCAAAUGCCAAAUGACCUUCGAGACAGAGCGGGAGAUCCAGAUCCACGUCGCCAAUCACAUGAUCGGUGAGUCAGCCUCAUCAUUUCCUGUGUGUGUGUGUGUGUGUAUGUUUACGAUUGUGUGUUUAUCUUUGUGCCUGUCUCUUGUUUCGGUUUCCUCUCUGGCUGCACAGCCUUCUCUUUGGCCUAGCCCUUGCACUCUCUCUCCCCGGCCUGCACAGCACACAGGUGUGAGACAGACC